GUUCGAGUUUGGAAAAACUGAAAGUACUUGAUUACUUUGUGUAUGAUAAUAACUUGUGAAGCACCAUCGUUUUGCCUAACCAGAGUGACUGUCGACUGUUUAAAAUCUCUAAUUACGGCUGACUUGUGAUACCGCUGAUAAAUAUGAUUUAGGUGUCUUUUAUAAAUCCAACUUCUCAUUAGAUCUUUGCAGACUAAACGUAAAGCUGAAAGCCUUUGAGAUGGUCCACGAGGAGUUGAGCGCUCGUCUGAACGAAGUCGGCUACAAAAACUGGUUGAAAGCAGGCUACUGCCUCUUAAAACUGAAAGACGGGCUGCAUGGCUAUAUCAACAAUGAAAUGAAAUCUUUCCACGGCAUCAUUAUUAGCAGUAAUGAUGUUCUGCAAAGGCAGCAACAGUGUAGGAACAACUGCAGACCAAAUGGUAACCACCUGCACUCUCUCUGUUGGCUGUGCGAGGAGUGGAAGAGAGAAAUUUUACGGCAUCACACCAACAGAACAGGAGUUGUGAACUGGGGAAACUGUAAACCUUGGCUUUGGCCAUCUCAACACUGGGAGUUGGCAAAGGCAUACAUGCCCAGAGGGCAGUCCAACAUCACAGGAGCUGAUCAAUGUGAUGCUGCUGCACUCCUGAACCUCAUUAGCUUCUGCGAUCACUUCAGCUUCAUCGACCAACGGCAAGUGAGGGAGGUGAUCAGGCAGCGGAAUGAACUGAUGCACUCCAGUGAGAUGCGGGUGUCGGCCCAGUGGAUGCUGCAGUACCAGAAGAGCCUGGACAGGCUGCUGCAACAGCUCCAGCACGUCCCGGAGGUGGCCGCCGCCAGACGGGAAAUAAAAGAGAUGCUGUCAGUGGAUUGGACCAUUUGUGUACCUGGGGCGGACAGCGUUGACGGGCCUGAGUGGACGGGGCUGGAACCAACGCUUGUCAGUCAGGUGGAAGCAGAGCUGCUGAGGGAAAAACUACAGGAGCUUCUGCUAUAUACAGAGGCACAGACUCCCGUGGGCCUGCAUGCUCAGGACCUGUCAGAGUUACAGAAUCUCCAGGUUUUCUUACGAGGCCAGCGGGAUCUGGAGGAGCAGUUUCAUGCUGAGCUACAGACAGUUCGGCUGCAGCUGCAGCAGGCUGGGAUCCAGGACAGGGGGGAGCUACAGAACUGAAGAAAAAGGCCAAUUAAUUUGCCAUUAUUCUUUAGUAUUUCUGAAGACCAAAAUUUGUCUGAAAGGCAUUAUGCCAGGGUG
Megalops cyprinoides (Indo-Pacific tarpon) is the source of this 1237-nucleotide messenger RNA. RefSeq lists its product as uncharacterized. NCBI's taxonomy places the organism in Eukaryota, Metazoa, Chordata, Actinopteri, Elopiformes, Megalopidae. The transcript has 6 exons. Bases 221 to 1156 code for a protein of 311 amino acids. The record is from RefSeq and is a predicted model, not a curated record.